CCGCUUCCGGCGCGGUCCUGCAAGCUCCGCGGCGAGGCAGGCGGAGAGCCGGGGUCGGGGGGCGGCGGCCACGGUGCGGCUGGGCUCGCUGCUGCCCUCGGCGCCGUCGCCAUGGGCAAGAAGCACAAGAAGCAUAAGGCCGAGUGGCGCUCGUCGUACGAGGACUAUGCAGACAAGCCUUUGGAGAAGCCCCUGAAGCUGGUGCUCAAGGUUGGAGGAAGUGAAGUGACUGAGCUCUCCGGGUCCGGCCACGACUCCAGUUACUACGAUGACAGGUCAGACCACGAGCGAGAGAGGCACAAGGAGAAGAAGAAGAAGAAAAAGAAGAAGUCGGAGAAGGAGAAGCACCUUGACGAUGAAGAGAGGAGGAAGCGAAAGGAAGAGAAAAAGCGGAAACGGGAGAAGGAACACUGUGACACAGAGGGAGAGGCGGACGACUUUGAUCCUGGGAAGAAGGUGGAGGUGGAGCCGCCCCCCGACCGGCCGGUUCGAGCGUGCCGGACACAGCCAGCUGAAAAUGAGAGCACACCUAUUCAGCAACUACUAGAGCAUUUCCUCCGCCAGCUCCAGAGAAAAGAUCCUCAUGGAUUUUUUGCUUUUCCUGUCACGGAUGCAAUUGCUCCUGGAUACUCAAUGAUAAUAAAACAUCCGAUGGAUUUUGGCACAAUGAAAGACAAGAUUGUAGCUAAUGAAUACAAGUCAGUCACAGAAUUUAAGGCAGAUUUCAAACUGAUGUGUGAUAACGCGAUGACGUACAACAGACCCGACACCGUGUACUACAAGUUAGCUAAGAAGAUCCUCCACGCGGGCUUUAAGAUGAUGAGCAAAGAGCGGCUGUUAGCUUUGAAGCGCAGCAUGUCGUUUAUGCAGGACAUGGAUUUUUCUCAGCAGGCAGCUCUUUUGGGCAACGAAGAUACAGCCGUCGAGGAGCCUGUUCCUGAAGUUGUGCCCGUACAAGUAGAAACUGCCAAGAAAUCCAAAAGGCCGAGUAGAGAAGUCAUCAGCUGCAUGUUCGAGCCGGAAGGAAACGCCUGCAGCCUGACCGACAGCACCGCGGAGGAGCACGUCCUGGCCUUGGUGGAGCACGCGGCCGACGAGGCCCGGGACAGGAUCAACCGGCUGGUCCCCGGCGGCAAGAUGGGCUACCUGAAGAAGAACGGGGACGGAAGCCUGCGCUACAGCGUGGUCAACACGGCCGAGCCGGACGCAGACGAGGAGGAGACCCACCCGGUGGACCUGAGCGCGCUGUCCAGCAAGCUGCUGCCGGGCUUCACCACACUGGGCUUCAGGGAGGAGCGGAGAAGCAGAGUCACCUUCCUGUCCGGCGCCAGCACCGCCCUGUCCACGCACAACAACUCAGUGUUCGGUGACUUGAAGUGCGACGAGGUGGAGCUGCUGUACUCGGCCUACGGAGACGAGACGGGUGUGCAGUGCGCGCUGAGCCUGCAGGAGUUUGUGAAGGAUGCCGGGAGCUACAGCAAGAAGCUGGUGGAUGACCUCCUGGACCAGAUCACGGGCGGGGACCACUCGCGGAUGCUCUUCCAGCUGAGGCAGAGGAGAAGCGUUCCAACGAAGCCUCCGGAUGAAGUAAAGGCGGGAGACCCUCUCGGGGAUGGUGGCUCCACCCUGGACUUCAUGGCCAUGAAGUCCUAUUCGGACGUCUCUCUGGACAUCUCUGUGCUCGGCUGUCUGGGGAAAGUGAAGAAGGAGCUGGACCACGACGACGGCCGCCUGAGUCUGGACGAGACCACGAAGCUGCUUCAGGACCUGCAGGAGGCGCAGGCAGAGCGCGGAGGCUCCCGGCCGUCCUCCAACCUCAGCUCCCUGUCCAACGCCUCCGACAGGGACCAGCACCCCCUGGGAAGCCCUUCUCGCCUCAGUGUUGGGGAGCAGCCAGAGGGGACCCACGACCCGUACGAGUUUCUUCAGUCCCCAGAACCUGCAGCCUCCACAAAGAACUAGCCUUGGAGAUAGUCUUUGACUGCUUUUUAUUUUUUAAGUUUUUAUUUGCACGUACAGGGUUUUUGCCGUGAGACGGAGACUUUCAUUUUGUCCCCU
Molecule: messenger RNA, 2058 nt
Organism: Kogia breviceps (pygmy sperm whale)
Lineage: Eukaryota; Metazoa; Chordata; Mammalia; Artiodactyla; Physeteridae
Gene: BRD9
Product: bromodomain containing 9
Biological process (GO): regulation of transcription by RNA polymerase II
Cellular component (GO): nucleus
Source: RefSeq, a predicted model, not a curated record